AUGUAUCAAACCUUGCGAGAAAUUUUUGCCAACACAAAUCGAGAUGCUUCUGAUUAUGCCAACCUAAAACAGAUUGUGGAAGGCCUGCAGUUGUGCGUCAGUUACAUCAACAACUACACCUGCAUGCGAGCACUGAGCCUCUCUUCCUCAAGAUCCUCUUCCUCGUCACAGACGUCCCUCAGUACCUCCAUAUCCAGUAGUUCUGCAAGCUCUUCCCUUGUCCAUGGUAGCAGUUCCUCUGAAAUCCCCCCACAAUCUUCCAGUGUGACCAGACCAAAUCAGACGACCCCAGAAAACAAUGACGUCUUCCUCCAGCAUGAAUUGCAGAGUAACAGCCGGACGGUAGCUCUUCGGCGGGAAAAGCCUUCAGUGUCGUCUAUUCGUAAUUUGAGAGCCUCUACAAGUUCACAGUCAAAGCCAGGCCGAGCGUCAGUGUUAUCAAACUGUUCAGAGGAUUCAGGCCAGUCUUUAGAUUCUGAAGUUUUGAACAUUCAACAGAAACUACAUUUUCCUCCUGGAAUUCCAAUUUUUCAGUUGAGUCAUGAUGAACGACAUUUUAUUUAUUCUGGAGAAAUGUUCAAGUGGAAUGGUGAAGUCUGGAACAAGUUGCAGUUAAUGCUGUUUUCAGACCUCCUGAUGCAAACAGAGAAAACUUUUGAUGGCAUGCUGACUGUUGUUGAAGCACCAGUAUUUCUUUCUUCUAUUCAAGGGAUUGGAAUGCAGAGAAAGCAUCGUAAGUCUCUUCUCUACAGUUUAUACUUUAGUUUUUUUCUUAACUCAUCUCGCUUUCCUAAUAGAGUUAAGACUGUGCUGUUCUAG
Molecule: messenger RNA, 819 nt
Organism: Acanthosepion pharaonis
Lineage: Eukaryota; Metazoa; Mollusca; Cephalopoda; Sepiida; Sepiidae
Source: the annotation of a GenBank genome assembly